Messenger RNA from Gambusia affinis (western mosquitofish), 4635 nucleotides. RefSeq names its product guanine nucleotide binding protein (G protein) alpha 12a (gene gna12a). The record is from RefSeq and is a predicted model, not a curated record. NCBI's taxonomy places the organism in Eukaryota, Metazoa, Chordata, Actinopteri, Cyprinodontiformes, Poeciliidae. Gene Ontology annotation, biological process: adenylate cyclase-modulating G protein-coupled receptor signaling pathway; Rho protein signal transduction. Bases 425 to 1582 code for a protein of 385 amino acids. Gene Ontology annotation, molecular function: G-protein beta/gamma-subunit complex binding; guanyl nucleotide binding; GTPase activity. Gene Ontology annotation, cellular component: heterotrimeric G-protein complex; brush border membrane. The transcript is spliced from 6 exons.
UCUCUCAAGUUCACCGACCACUAGCUGUCUGUUUGGGUAGUUUGGAUCAGACUGUCCCUUUGUGGGAGAUUCCACAGCUAGGAGUCUUGUGCUUCGGAUAGACACGCCGACUUGAGGUCUAUUUUCUGGCCUUUAUUUUGGCUAUUUAAGUGGAUGUUCAAGUAGUUUUAUAGGCUUUAUUUCUCCAUGAAAUUUAUCUUGGAUGCGCCCAACCAAGAUAGACACGGCUUGUCUGCCGGUCGGACAAUAAAUAAGGACUUCUACUAGAUGUAGACUUUUCUGAUUUACCCGGUGGAGACGGUUUGUCUGACAAAGUGGAUGUUGUCGAACUGGGUCAAUUCCUUUCCGGAGGUGGCAGUCAAUGAACAUUUUCGCACUGGAGUUUCAGUAAACUUUUUCUAAUUAUUUUCCCCACGGACUCGCAAUGUCGGGAGUGGUCCGCACCCUAAGCCGCUGCCUGCUUCCAGCCGAGGCCAACCGAGAGCCGGGCGCGAGCAAGCAGGGCAGCCGAGAAAGGGACACAGUGCGAGAGCGAGAGGCGAGGCGACGGAGCCGGGAGAUAGAUGCCAUGCUCGCUCGGGAGAGGAGAGCUGUUCGGCGGCUGGUGAAGAUCCUCCUCCUCGGGGCCGGAGAAAGCGGAAAGUCCACAUUCCUGAAACAGAUGCGCAUCAUUAACGGGCAGGAGUUUGAUAAGAAAGCGUUGCUGGAUUUCCGGGACACUAUAUAUGAGAAUAUAUUAAAGGGUAUGCGAGUGCUGGUGGAUGCCCGAGACAAACUGGGCAUUACCUGGCAGAGCUGUGAGAAUGAGAAGCAAGGCAUGCUGGUGAUGUCAUGGGAGGGGCGUGUGGGUGCCUCGGGGGUGGAGCCUGGUGAGUUCCAGCUCUACGUGAUGGCACUGAGUGCGCUCUGGAUGGAUGCCGGCAUACGGGAGGCAUACACACGCCGCUCUGAGUUCCAGCUGAGCGAAUCAGUCAAAUACUUCCUGGAUAACUUGGACCGUAUUGGACAGCUGAGCUAUAUUCCAAGCAAGCAAGAUAUUUUGUUUGCAAGAAAAGCGACCAAAGGGAUUGUUGAGCACGACUUUGUCAUCAAAAAGAUUCCUUUCAAAAUGGUGGAUGUUGGGGGUCAGAGGUCACAGCGACAGAAGUGGUUUCAGUGUUUCGAUGGGAUCACGUCAAUUCUCUUCAUGGUGUCUUCUUCAGAAUAUGACCAGGUAUUGAUGGAGGACCGCAGGACAAACCGCCUGAUGGAGAGCAUGAACAUCUUCGAGACCAUCGUCAACAACAAGCUUUUCCUCAAUGUCUCCAUCAUCCUGUUCCUCAACAAAACUGAUCUGCUAGUGGAGAAGAUCCGCACUGUGGACAUCCGCAAGAACUUCCCUGAGUUCAGAGGAGACCCCCGCCUGCUGGAUGACGUACAGGAGUUCCUAGUUCAGUCGUUCAGUCGGAAGAGGAGAAACCGGGGGAAGCCGCUGUUCCACCACUUCACUACUGCAGUGGACACAGAAAACAUCCGCUUCGUCUUUCACGCUGUCAAGGACACAAUUCUUCAGGAGAACCUCAAAGACAUCAUGCUGCAAUGACUUUCAGGUUUCUGUGACUGCAACUGUGAAACCUGCCACUAUUCCAGGCAUGAAAGACUUUGCUCUGACACUCUGAUGAACCUAUAUGGACACUGACAUGUGGAAGCAGAGUGUAUCUAACUGAUAUUUGAACCUGUGCGUCCCAGCAGUUGUACAUGUAUGUUGACCACUGCUUUGAACUUCUGCAAAUGUGCAACUGAGCUGAAAGGUGGGAAACACCAACUACACCUGCAUUAGCACUGAGAGUUUCCUUCCCCUCAUAUACAUAAGACUGAUGACAGCGUUGUCACUAACAGCAUGAGCUGGAACAGCAUGAGCCAGAUGGAAAAGGCCUCCACCUCCAGUACAUGUGACCAGAGUGGAGGGUCUGGCCCCUGACUGGUCAUAUGCUGCGUUAUGUAAUAAAAUUGCACAAGUGUUUCUGUCAGUGAACUUUAGCAGAGAGAAGAAGCGAGAGACCCUCUUGUGCUUCAUAUCUCCGUGUAUUUUGCUCCCAACAUCACACGAGGGAGAACAGCUGCAGAGAAGAAGUCUUAUUCUUCUAAUCUCCUCUCAUCUCCUGCCUUCAGCAGUACAAUGGACAGACUGUUUGUCCCGUCCUUUACCAGCACAAAUGGUAGACAGGCUAAUUAGAGAGUCAUCUUCGAUGAAAGAAAUACACAACUUCUGAGUUAUACUCCCCUUAUGAUUUGUCUCUGUCUUCUCUAAAUACCCCACAAACACCCCAGACUUCAUUCGGGGCAGGUUUGAAGUAUUUACUAGAUAUAUUUUGGGGGUUCUUUUCAUUGUUUAGCUUUUCCUGUUUUUUAGGUAAAUAUGAAGGGAACAGUGGAAGAUAUCUAGGCUGAACUAUAACUGACCUAUUCCCCAUGCUACUGCUUGAGAUUUCUGACUUGUGUUGCAGUUUGAAAGACAUAAACAGACUGAAACAGUAUCUAGGAACCUGAGCAAUUGCUAGACCUAAGAAAAUCACUGUUUACGCAUGUUUGGCAAUACAGAUUAUUUUAUACAUGUAAUACCCCCUUUACAUUUAUUGAUGCUAAUGAUAAAGAUGUGAUAGAACACAUAAACAAAUCUUUUUUCACAGUGGUAUAAUCUCCCUCUAAAAAGUAAGCACAAUUCAAUUCAAUUUUUCUUUUGGAAUAACUAUUUAAAAUCAGAAAAUUAGAUCAACCAGACUUUAUUGUCUUCAAGAGACUUUCUUGAUUUAAUACAUCAGCGUAUUGUCAGCUAAAUGAUUGAAUUGGAUCCCAUGAUAUCCAAUAAUUUUACCAAGAAGAGGUGUAUCUUUACAGACAAGAGAACUGGCCAAAACUCCACAGCUAACUUAAAUGAAUGAGGAAGAUAUAUAAAUAAAUGAUGUAACUUCCACACGAUUCAUCUCUUUUCAUGCAUUUUAUACAUCUUUACCAAUGGUAGCAAUAAAAGUAAAGGGCUAUAUUUUCUUAUCCUUAUGCUCAAAAUGGCACUGCCCAUUAGCUCAAGGAAAUUAGAUGGCAAUUUUGAAUACUGACGUUUUAUUAGUGAGGUCAUCCAUAGAAAAUCAAACAAAAAAACUGCAUAAAUUCCUAGUAAAAAAGCUCCAAAAAUCUAAACUGAUUCCUACCAUUUUACAAAUAAAUUAUUUUAGCUAUUUAAAUAUUAGAGGCCCUUGCUUGCAAAAUUUUAUAGCACUGUGCAUUAAUAUAUUUUAUGAUGGAACCGAGGAAACAGGUGCUGCACUAAAACAGUCUGAUUAAACUAAUUGAAUGUUGGAAUCAUCGCUCUGUUUUAUGUCUGCAUUAUUGAAGAAAAACAUUCAAAUUCUAGGAAGCUGGUUUAUGUAACAGAGACUUUAGCAGCUUCAGAAGCCAGUGUUGAUGAAAAUGGAGAAUCUAAAAGUGACAAAGUUGAUUCCAGCAGUACAACACAGCCUGCAAAUGUAAAUAAACAUUUAACUCUUGUCAAAUUUGAAGGGAUGGAAAAAAGUUCUCACCCAAAAUGCUUAGAACAACUGAAGGCUUGAUGCUCUUUAUUAUGCGUCAGCAGUAAUUCAAAUAAAUUAUUCUCCAACAAGAACAUUUAAUCUUCUGCACCUUUAGUUGCAUCAGUCAUGAGGAGGGUGACAUGAGAGCACAAAAAAUGGCUUUUCAGGAUGUAAAAAUGCACUCAAAACCAAAAUGUAAAUAAAUAAAUGUGCUACCUUUGUAAAUUUGCUAAUUAAAGUGGAGACAUUUUUUUGACAUGACUGAGUCAUCUUUUGGUAUGGCGAGAAUAAGGACAUCAGCCGAAUGCUUUUCUCACUCCCAGUGUUUCCUCUGUUUGGCCAAGAGGUGAAUCAACAUGUCACUCACUGCACCACAGUUAGUUGGUUUUCAAAGAUUUUUUUAGGCAUGUUAUUUUUCCUUUUAUACACUGAAUACUGUAAAUUUUUGACUGUAUUAAGUCUCCAGUGAUCUCCCAUUUCUUUACAUUUUCCUUCCAAGCGAAGGAGAAUGUAGCAGCUCCAGCAUCAUUCUCAGUUCAGAGGAGGCAUUUUCAGAGGAGCGAUUAUUGGUUCAGCCUCUUAAGUCUAAGAGACAUAAAAAUCCAGACAGAAAAAACUUGUCAAAUUGAAAAUAGCAACAAACCCAUUUAAAAUGAUUUUUUAGGCAUUUAUCAAAUUUUUUAUGUUGAAAAUAUGCACAAUAACUUGAUGGAAAAAGAAUAUGCUUUUAGCACUAUAGUACAUUACUACAGCAGAGGAGUUUGCUGAAUACCUAGCAUACAGUGGACAUUUAGCUGAAAGAUGAUCCAUCUUGUGGGUUGCUGGGAUUUUUGAUUUUCAGGUAUGACUGUAACUGGUAUAAAGUUAACUAACCCUCCUUCUCUCACACUUGUUCUGUUUUUUCCUGAGUGAGUGUGUUUGUACUGGAUGUCUGGGGGGAAAACGUCAAAAUGAAGUAAAACAAUUUUAAAAAAGCAAGCAGAAAAAGGAAAAUCAGAAGAUUCCUUCAAUGUUUAUGUUUCUAUAUUUAGUUUUUUUCUGAUCCUUUCCUUUGUGCUCUGUGGUGAAAUAAACUGCCUUUUGCUGA